Molecule: messenger RNA, 2221 nt
Organism: Lynx canadensis (Canada lynx)
Lineage: Eukaryota; Metazoa; Chordata; Mammalia; Carnivora; Felidae
Gene: ZNF205
Product: zinc finger protein 205
Exons: 7
Coding region: 425-2209 (594 amino acids)
Biological process (GO): negative regulation of transcription by RNA polymerase II
Molecular function (GO): DNA-binding transcription repressor activity, RNA polymerase II-specific
Source: RefSeq, a predicted model, not a curated record
UGGGAGGGGACGGGGUCAAAGGUGGAAGGCUUCAGGCUGGUGGGGAGAGAAGGGGGCCCGGACCCAGGUUCGGGAAGGGGAAGGACGUGGGCCAUCCGGGCCCGUGAACAGGAUGGACUCUUGUCCCCGUCGGGUGGUUACCGCUGCAGGGAGGGCUGCUGAGACCCGGCAGCUCAAUUUCUGGAUCCCGGGCGGCGGAGUCAGGCUGAGCGCAGGCUGUGUGUGCCCUGCGUCUGGGAGACGGGAGCCCAGAUUCCUCAGCUGAGCCGGCUGUGAUGGGUGGGGUCACACCCAGCACCUGUUCUGUACGGUCUCUGCAGACCUUUCGGCUCCUGAUGACAGGAGAUCCAGAUGCCGAGUCAGCCCUGGCUUUCCCUAACUGGUUGCUCUGAGAUGCAGAGUUCUGGCUUCAGCGACAAAGGGGAUGAUACGAAACAGCAUUCUGUCAAGUGAGGGACCAAACAACACCAGAGAGAAUGAGGCUCCCGGCCAGAAGCUGGAGGGGGCUUGGCCAAUAAGAAGGAGAAACGACGGAGCUGUGCUUUCUACCUCUGAGAUAGAGAUGUCUGCCGACGGCAGGGCCGCCCAGGCUACCCAGGACAAGGAGAGAGCCCGAGAGGUUCCAGGUCAUGGGCAUCCUCGUCAAGAAAUGCUUUCUGAGUCAGAGGAGACGGUGCCUUUGGGAGCCGCUCAGGAGUCUCCCCACAUCAAGACGGAGCCGGAAGAGCCACAGCCUGAGGGGGCAUCGCAGGGGGCCAGGGCCCGAGGAGAGCAGGGCUGGGUGUCCCUAAGCCAGGGCUCUAAGGACAAAGCUCUUUUCCUGCCCGGAGGAGCCCUCCCCUCCCCCCAGAUCCCUGUGCUCUCUCGUGAGGGGAGGACCAGAGACCGGCAGAUGGCUGCGGCGCUCCUCACCGCCUGGUCCCAGAUGCCGGUGACCUUCGAGGACGUGGCCCUGUACCUCUCCCGGGAGGAGUGGGGGCGGCUGGACCACACGCAGCAGAACUUCUACAGGGACGUCCUGCAGAAGAGGAACGGGCUGUCCUUGGGGUUUCCCUUCAGCAGACCUUUCUGGGCCUCCCAAGGACAGGGCAAGGGUGAGGCCUCGGGCUCCUGCCGGCAGAUGGGAGAUGAGGAGAAGACAGGAGCCAUUGAGGUGGGGAAGGAGGAGCCGGCCCCAUCCCCGGCAGCCCUCCGGGACGCGAAGUCCUUCCGAAGCAGGGUGGGGAGAGCGCAGGCGAACGGCCUGCCGCGCGGGCAGCAGGUGGCCAGCGGCCAGAGCUCAGGGGCAGCCAGAGACGAUGCGCAGCCGGGCCCCCCAGACGAGAGGCCGGCGAAACCGGCCCCGCCCGUUGCCAGCCUGGCGAAAGCCCCGCAGGGCCGCCUCCCAGAGAAACCCAGAGAGGGGCGGACGGCCACCCCCGAGGGCAGCGAGGAGGGCCUGGCCCCCGACGGGGACGCGGGCAAGAAGACGUACACGUGCGAGCAGUGCGGCAAGGGCUUCAGCUGGCACUCGCACCUGGUGACACACCGGCGCACGCACACGGGCGAGAAGCCCUACGCCUGCACGGACUGCGGCAAGCGCUUCGGCCGCAGCUCGCACCUCAUCCAGCACCAGAUCAUCCACACGGGCGAGAAGCCCUACACCUGCCCGUCCUGCUGGAAGAGCUUCAGCCACCACUCGACGCUCAUCCAGCACCAGCGCAUCCACACAGGCGAGAAGCCCUACGUGUGCGACCGCUGCGCCAAGCGCUUCACCCGCCGCUCGGACCUGGUCACCCACCAGGGCACCCACACGGGCGCCAAGCCCCACAAGUGCCCCAUCUGCGGCAAGUGCUUCACGCAGAGCUCGGCCCUGGUCACCCACCAGCGCACGCACACCGGGGUCAAGCCCUACCCGUGCCCCGAGUGCGGCAAGUGCUUCAGCCAGCGCUCCAACCUCAUCGCGCACAACCGCACGCACACGGGCGAGAAGCCCUACCACUGCCUCGACUGCGGCAAGAGCUUCAGCCACAGCUCGCACCUCACCGCCCACCAGCGCACCCACCGCGGCGUCCGGCCCUACUCCUGCCCGCUCUGUGGCAAGAGCUUCAGCCGCCGCUCCAACCUGCACCGGCACGAGAAGAUCCACACCACGGGGCCCAAGGCCCUGGCCGUGCUGAUGCUGGGGGCGGCGGGGGCCCUGGCGGCACCCCCGCCGGCUCCCACUUAGGAGGCGGGGUGG